Molecule: messenger RNA, 2031 nt
Organism: Drosophila novamexicana
Lineage: Eukaryota; Metazoa; Arthropoda; Insecta; Diptera; Drosophilidae
Exons: 8
Coding region: 147-2027 (626 amino acids)
Source: RefSeq, a predicted model, not a curated record
GCCCUUUUCGGGCGUGUGCGUGUGUGCGUGUGUCCAGCCGGAAAUCAGCAAUUUCAUUUACAAUAAGACGCUUUCAAGGAGCCCAACUGAAGCAAAAACCCAUAAAAAACAGUAGAGAAACAACGCAGCAAGAGGAAGCAGCCAAAAUGUUCGCGGGCAUCAGAAAAAGACUGGCACGCAAGCAAAACGAGAAAGAUUGCGAUGAGGAUGACAAGGACGAUGUGCACGAUAUUAUGCCGCCAGCCAAUUAUAUACAAAUAUCGCAGGGCAAAAUCCAGCUGGUGCACCAGGCGCGCUCCCUGGAGCACGAGCCGGCGUUGAGCUUGGAGCGCGCCAGCGACAAGGAAUUGUUGGAAAAGCGCAUGAUUGAGAUCGAAGGCGCGCUGCUGCGUUUGCAGGAGCAGUUCCAAAAAAGCCAAUGCGGGUCACCAACAUUCGAGAAGGAGCUGCGCGAGCAAAUUGAGAACAUGAAUCGCAUUAUGAAAUCCAAAGAACGCAAACAACUGCAAACAUGCCGGGAUCACAAGGCUCUCCAGACACGCUUCGCGCGCCAGGAGAGUCUACUCCACACGAUGCAGCAAGAGAAUCGCGCGCUCCUCACUAGGAUUAGGCAAUACGAGCACUGCCUGGACGAUGUGAUGCGCAAGGUUGUCGAUGCGAUUGUCGCCGAGGAUAAUCUCCGCGAGGAGGUGAGCAUGCUGAAGAGUCGCGUGCGCGAUCUGGAGGCACAGAAUGCGGCGCUGUCGGCGAGUCCGGUCAAGGGACGCGACGAGGGCUACUGCACGAUGAGCAGCGGCCAGCCGCAGCCGUCGAAUGGUCAUCUGGAGGAUUUGCCGGAGGAGCCGGAGCAGUGGCUGCUGCCAGCGGAGCCCUGCUCCACGGAAAUGGAGGACUGGAGCAUGUCGCAGGAGGAGCUGGCUGUGAUAACCUUCGACGAUGAGCGCGAACAGCUGCAGCUGCAGCGCCGCAAGCGGGAGCACGACUGGCUCUGGCCCUCGAGCGACUUCAUCAAUUCGACAACCGUCGAGACCGACGACUCCGUUGCCGAUGGCAUUGCCCAGCUGCUGCAGCAGAAGCUCGUCUACUCGGAGGAUGAGGAGGUGGCCUGCACGGACUUUACCAACGAUUUUUACAAGCUGGUCAACAUACGCUCCAAUUCAUCGCGCAGCCUCUUCUCCUAUCUGGAGGGCGAGACCGACGAUGAGGAUGAGGACGAGGAGGACGAGCAGGACUCCAGCAUGUCGGAGAGUCAGACCAAGGCGCGCGUCAGUCCCACGCCCAGCGAGGCGGGUCGCGCACAGCUGACCAGCUGCUCCUCCAGCGAAACCGAUGAUCACUCACUGGCCCAACAGCCGGCGCAGGUGGUGGAGGAGGAGGAGCACGACUAUGCCGUGAUCGAGGAGUGCCGAGUCGACGAUGUGCCGGCGCCUGCUCUGAACGAACAGCAAUGCAUAGCACAGAUCAUCAAGAGCGAACUGCGCAGGCCAAACCCCGUGCUGGUCAAGUCGAAGUCGGUGCUGGAGGAGCAGGAGCCCACCUGCAUACUGCGCCACAAUCAGCGGCGCGAACUCGAGUCCAGCGUGGUGCGCAGCGACAGCAUCAGCUGCGCUCUGAUGGCCAAAAUGGCCAAGGAGGCGCCACCCGCGCCGGCGGUGGUAUCCAAGCUGAAGGAGCGCCUGCUGCAGCGGCAUGCGCCGCCGGCGCCGGCCAACUCCUGGCGGCGCAGCAAUGGCUGGAAGCGUGUCACCUCGCCGGUUGCCGUUGCACCAAAGAAGGAAACAAAGUCAACGGAGUUGCCAAAGAGCUGCCAGCAGAAGGCGCCGCCCACACGAAUUCCAACGUGCAUACACACAUCCUCAACAUCCACGAGCUCAUCCUCCAGCUCCUCGUCGCCAUCGUCACCGUCGCCACAACAGACGACGACGACGGCGACGCCGCAGAAACCGCCAGCGCAGCAGCAACAGCAGCCACAGCGAAAAUCCAAAAUUCCGCCACCCGUUCCCGUGCGUCGUUCCUAUGCCAGCUAAAAAA